Messenger RNA from Gracilinanus agilis (Agile Gracile Mouse Opossum), 5419 nucleotides. It is a transcript of the gene PITPNM3, whose product is annotated as PITPNM family member 3. Lineage: Eukaryota; Metazoa; Chordata; Mammalia; Didelphimorphia; Didelphidae. The transcript has 21 exons. Gene Ontology annotation, biological process: phospholipid transport. Gene Ontology annotation, cellular component: cytoplasm. Gene Ontology annotation, molecular function: phosphatidylinositol binding; metal ion binding; phosphatidylinositol transfer activity. The coding region runs from base 1 to 3321 and encodes 1106 amino acids. The record is from RefSeq and is a predicted model, not a curated record.
AUGGCGGGGGCUGGACGUCUCCCCAGGAGCAGGGGGCGUACCUGGGCACAGGGAGGGGCACAUUCUGGGGGCCGCGGGGGGGGGGGCUCCUCCUCUGGGCCGGGAGCUGGAGCUCACCGGGGCGCUCUCCAGGCAGGGGCCCGACGGCAGCAGCGGACAGACGACAGCCCCAGGCGGGCCGGAGCCGGGGGGUGCCGUGUCCCGGGAGUCCCUCCCUUCUCUGGCCACCGGGCCGCACUGCCCUCCUUGGGCCCAGGAGAGCUCGUAGCCCUCCGAGCCGGACGGCGCGUGUCCCGUCUGUGCUCAUCGAACCCUGCGAGGUCCCAUUUCUUAGAUGAGGAAACUGAGGUGUGGGAGGCGGGGGCCAAAGCCCCCUCCUCAGCCCUCACCAGCACGCUGACUCUGCUGCCAUCUUUCCCUCGCCGGGCUGCCCCCGGGGCCCCGUGGCUCAUGCGGGACGCCCUCAGCGAUGCCGUGGAGAGCUCCGACGACGAGUUCUUUGACGCCCGAGAGGACGUGGCAGACGGCAAGAGCGCCAUCCUGAUCGGCAUGAGCCAGUGGAACUCCAAUGACCUCGUGGAGCAGAUGGAGACGAUGGGGAAGCUGGACGAGACUGCAGGAGAUCCGGGGACCUCGCCGUGCACGUCCAGCGCCCUCCAGGAGAAGCAGCGCGAGCUGUACCGAGUCUCUCUGAGAAGACAGAAGUUUCCUGCUCAGGGCAGCAUCGAGAUCCAGGAAGACCCCGAGGCAGCCUCUCAGCAGCGGGCUUGUAGAACCCACGUCCUCCUCCUGGUGCUCCACGGAGGCAACAUCCUGGACACGGGCGGCGGCGACCCGGGCUGCAAGGCGGCCGACAUCCACACCUUCAGCUCCGUGGUGGAGAAGGUGACCCGCGCCCACUUCCCCGCAGCUCUGGGCCGGGUCCUCACCCAGUUUGUGCCCUGCCCGGCCAUCUGCUCCCAGGCCUUCGCUCUCAUUUCCAACCUGAACCCCUACAGCUACGACGAGAACUGGCUGAGCAGCAGCGAGGACCACGUGCCCCUGGCCGCGCUGCCCCUGCUCGCCAUCUCCUCCCCGCAGUACCAGGACGCCGUCGCCACGGUGAUCGCGCGGGCCAACCGAGUCUACAGCGACUUCCUCGCGUCCCCGGACGGGAUCGGCUUCAGCGGGCAGGUGUGCCUCAUCGGGGACUGCGUGGGAGGCAUCCUGGGCUUCGACGCCAUCUGCUACAGCGCCGGCCCGGCGGGGGACAGCCUGAGCGGCAGCAGCCGGCAGGGGAGCGUCAGCAGCACCCAGGACAACCCGAUCCUGUCCGAGGAAGACUGCGGCCUGGCCGACGCCCCGCGCCUCAGUAGGAGCAACGUCGACCUCUCGGGGACCCUGGAGGACGAGGAGCCCAAGGCGGCGCCGCCCCGGAAGCAGAGCGACUCGUCCAGCUACGAGUGCGACGCCAUCAGCCAGCACCACACCUUCUUGUCCAGCAUUCACUCCAGCGUCCUGAAGGACGGGGCCGAGCCCGCCGCCGCGGCCGCCCCGCAGCUCUCCGAGGCCAACACGAGCCGCUUCGACUUCAACGUUUCCGAUUUCUUCCUCUUCGGCUCGCCGCUGGGCUUGGUUCUGGCCAUGCGGAGGACAGUCCUGCCCGGGCUGGAUGGCUUCCAGGUACGGCCCGCCUGCAACCAGGUCUACAGCUUCUUCCACGCGGCUGACCCCUCGGCCUCCCGGCUGGAGCCCCUGCUGGAGAGGAAUUUCCACCUGCUGCCCCCCGUCAGCGUGCCGCGCUACCAGAGGUUCCCGCUGGGCGAUGGGCAGUCUCUGCUUCUAGAGGACACUCUGCAGGCCCACAGCGCCCUGUUCCUGGAGGGCGGCCUGGCUGACAGCCCGGCGUCCCCGGAUGCCCCGGCCCUGGCCCUCCUGCCUCCUGAGGGCCCGAGGCUCGGAAGGAGACUCAGCGUGGGCAGCGCCAACAGCGAGAGCUCUGGGUCCAGUGAGAGCCUCCCGUCGGCCAGCAUGGCCCACAUUACCACCAAGUGGUGGGGAGCCAAGCGGCUGGACUACGAGCUCUACUGUCCUGACGUGCUCACGGCCUUCCCCACCGUGGCCCUCCCCCAUCUCUUCCACGCCAGCUACUGGGAGUCCACGGACGUGGUGGCCUUCAUCCUGAGACAGGUCAUGGGCUACGACAGCGGCGCCGUGAAGGAGAGCGACGGGCUCGACCCCUCGGCCCUGAGCCCGUCCAGCCCCCGAGAGAAGUGGCUGCGCAAGCGGACGCAGGUCAAGCUGAGGAACGUGACGGCCAAUCACCGCGCCAAUGACGUGAUCGCGGCGGAGGACGGCCCGCAGGUCCUGGUGGGGCGCUUCAUGUACGGGCCCCUCGACAUGGUGGCCCUCACCGGAGAGAAGGUGGACAUCCUGGUCAUGGCGGAGCCCUCCUCGGGGCGCUGGCUCUACCUGGACACGGAGAUCACCAACAGCAGUGGGCGCGUCACGUACAGCGUGCCCAGGCCCAAGCGCCUCGGGGUCGGGGUCUACCCCGUCAAGAUGGUGGUCAGGGGCGACCAGACCGCGGCCACCAGCUACCUCACGGUGCUGCCGCGCGGCAUGGAGUGCGUCGUGUUCAGCAUCGACGGCUCCUUCGCCGCCAGCGUCUCCAUCAUGGGCAGCGACCCCAAGGUCAGAGCGGGAGCCGUGGACGUCGUGCGGCACUGGCAGGACCUGGGCUUCCUGAUCCUCUACAUCACCGGGCGGCCGGACCUGCAGAAGCAGCGGGUGGUGUCCUGGCUGGCCCAGCACAACUUUCCGCAAGGCAUGAUCUUCUUCUCCGACGGGCUGGUGCACGACCCCCUGCGGCAGAAGGCCAUCUUCCUGCGGAACCUGGUGCAGGAGUGCUUCAUCAAGGUGAGCGCCGCCUACGGCUCCAUGAAGGACAUCUCGGUGUACAGCGCGCUGGGCCUGCCGCCGUCGCAGAUCUUCAUCGUGGGCCGCCCCAACAAGAAGUACCAGCACCAGUGCCAGUUCCUCAGCGAGGGCUACGCGGCCCACCUGGCUCUGCUCGAGUCCAGCCACCGGGCCCGGCCCAAGAAGAACAACUCUCGCGUGAUCCUGCGCAAAGGCAGCUUCGGCCUCCACUCGCAGCCCGAGUUCCUGAGGAAGAGGAACCACCUGCGCCGGACCAUGUCCGUCCAGCAGCCCGACCCGCCGGCGGCCGCCCCGAAGCCCGAGCGGGCCCAGAGCCAGCCGGAGUCGGACAAGGACCACGAGCGGCCUCCCCCGGCGGGCUGGGCCCGGGGCGGCCCCGCCAAGUUUGAGUCGAUGCCCUGAGGCGGCGAGCUGUGGUCUGGGGCUGCCUCCCCCAGCGGGAGGCCUGCCUGGAGGAGGCGAUGGAGGAGGGGGGUGGCUCAGGGGUUGGUCCGCCUUCUCCCAACACAAGGAGUUUUUCUUCUUUGUUCCCCUCCCUGUGUCUGUCCAGAAACGCCCCCCAGAGAGGCCGUGGCCAGAGCCCUGCACACGGGCGCCAUCCGUGUCCCGUGGCCCUCGGGGGUGUGGGUCGGGAGGGCAUGAAGCCACGGUGGGCACAGGGCAUGUGGCCCUGGGAAGGAGGGGUGUGGCGGCUGGGGGUGCCCCAUCCUCGGGCCCCGGGGCCUCGCCAGAUCCUGGGCAGGGAGACGUGGGCGGCUGGCAGUGCCAGUUCCCAUGGAGAGGCCUUCAGAGGCGCCAUGUCGGUCACCGUCUCGGUCCCCCCUGCCCUCGGGCCGGGGCUGAUGGUGCUGUCCCCGGCCAGGCCCCGUGUGGCGAGCGGCCUGGCUGCCUCCCCGGCCUCAGCUCCCUCAUCUGUAAAACGAGGCCCUCUGACUGCAGAGCCUGGAUCGGCCGGUUCCCGUCAGGACGGGGGCCUCUGAGCUCCCUCCGGCCCCGUUUUCAGGGGUCGGCUCUCUGCUCCCCCUGCCCGUCCUCCGUGGGCCCCCUGCCACGGCUGGUGGUCGGGUGGCUGAGCGCGCGGGGGAGGAGCCCAGGACAGUCAGGGGUGCGAGCGGCCUCCGCCCGCGGCCCUCCCCCAAGGGAGCCUCUCGCUGCCCCUCACUCGGUUUACCCAGCUGCUUUGUGGCCCCGAGCGCAGGAGGCCCAGGCUGCGGCCAGCCUCCCCCUCCCGUCUGACGUCUGGCCGGCUCCAGCUCGGGCCUGCCCGGGCGGGACUUGGGUCGGGGAGGGGCGGCCCAGACCCAGGCCCAGGCGCUUCCUGGGUCCCUUCUUGGAUCCCCAGCUGGGAUGGGGGCUUCCCUCUGGCCCAGCCCUCCGUGGAGGAGCCACCCCGCCUCGGUGUGGUGAGCUCGGUGCGACUCUUGUCUCUCGUCUACCUCUGUGGGCAGCCGUCCGCCCUCCGUCCGUCAGUCAGCCAGCCAACAGACCUUGAUUGAUUGAGCGCUCGCUGCUGACGCCCGCUCGGUGCCCUCCCGCCAGUCCCCGUGGACGCUUGUUGUGGCGGCGCCCCCGGCCCGGCUGCCCUCUGCCCCCGCCUUCUUGACUGGCUCCGCAGGCUUCCUGGCCUGGGCAGCAGCCUUGCCCCCGGUGCCCUUCCCCUUGGGGGCCGGGUCUGGCCGCCGUGGCUCCUGGGCAGACGAGAGGGACUUCUCGAGGUCCCGGGGGCAGGGCCCCCGCUGGCAGGUUUGGUGCCAACCUCAGUGCCAAGGGGUCAGGGGGCGCCGGCGGUCCCUGAGCCUCUCGGCCGGCAGCAAAGCCUUCUGGGCUUAGCUUUUGGAGCAGAGCUUGGGGCGGGCGUGUGGAGUUCGGGUGCCAACGGCCCUCUGGGAGCCGGGCAAAGAGGCCAGAGCUCCCAGCGAGGGGGCCAGCCGGGCCUUCAGCUCUCGGGCUGUGUGUGGGGCUCCCGGAGCUGCCUGUUCCAGGGAAGGGUCUCACUUGAACCUUUUUGUGGGAGAGCCGCCUCCUGCCAGGCAGCACCCAGCGAUUCCGGGCCGGGGGCAGAGGCCGAGGGAGGAGGCCGCUCGCGCAUUUCCAGACGUGCUGAACCUGCCCCCUGGCACACAGCAUCUGCUUUGCCCUUCCUGGCGUCCCGCCUCGUCCCCCCCUCCUCACUCCUGAGACUCUCGGGGUCCCUGGGGCCCGCCCCACCCCCUUCCUCAGAGACCUCAAUCUCCGCAGGUCUCGGGGAGGUGAGCAGCGGGUGACGGGGCCCUGCGGGCACGGGGCAGAGGAAGGCGGCCGCGCCCGCCCAGGGACCCUCCACCAGUGUUUGCCGUCUCGUGAGCUCUGUGUCGUUCCCACUAUCGUUGGUCAGUGCGGUUCCUUUGGCCUUGUACCCGGGGCAGAGGCGGGUGCGAGAGGCUCCCACGGGCUCUCCCGGGGGGGGGGGGGCAGCCUUUGCCUCUCUGGCGUGUCACAAAUAAAAACCUGCCUUGCCUUU